This is a messenger RNA of Coccidioides immitis RS, 1431 nucleotides long. RefSeq names its product leucine-rich repeat extensin-like protein 5. Lineage: Eukaryota; Fungi; Ascomycota; Eurotiomycetes; Onygenales; Onygenaceae. Bases 1 to 1431 code for a protein of 476 amino acids. The record is from RefSeq and is a predicted model, not a curated record. The transcript has 3 exons.
AUGACAUCCUUCAAGGAUGCCUCCAAUGCCCGACCCUUUGGCCAGUCCUCCACUCCUCACACCCGCCAGUCCUCCGGCCGUCUCCAUUCCCACUCCAUAUCCCUCGGCGUCGUCAACACAAACCACCGUGUCACCCGCAGGAAGAGCAUGACUUCUACCGCAAACGUCGCUGCCGUCGCUGCUGCCCUCGGCGGCUCCCCUGCCUCCCAGAACCCACUGCCCACCACCUCCUACCACCGUCGAGGCCUGAGUUCGCGAAAAGUCGGCCUCGAAUCUACCUCCAUGGGCUCCUCAUCGUCCGCCCUCGGCUCGUACAUCGCCCAGCAACGGAAGAACUCGCCCAAUUCCGCCGUCACCACCGCCGGCAAUAAUACCAACACCACCACCACCACCACCAACAACAACAACAUCAACAUCAACAGUAAUAAUAAUCAAAGCGGAGAGGAAACCUCAUCCACGAGUCGACCGAUCAGCACCAAACACCGCAGCCGUCGAGCCAGCGAGGGCUCACAUCUCAUCAGAGGCGAGGGAAAACGGUCCUUGACUGAGCUGAAGUGUGAUCGGUGUGGGAAAGGGUAUAAGCAUAGCAGUUGCUUAACAAAGCAUAUGUGGGAACAUGACCCCGCGUGGGCCUAUACCUCUAAGCUGCUCAUCUCCAAACAUCAGCAGGUCCAGCUCCUCGAAGCUGCGACCGUCCUGGUGAACAUGAACCAAGAGCCCACCCCGUCGGACCAUGCCCGCUCUGGCGACUCCGACCGUUCCUCCGCCUCCCCAACCGCCUCGGGAAUAUCAGAAUUACGCGAUGAAUUGAGUUCAACAGAGACCACACCUCCACCGGCGGGUGACGAAUCCAUGACCAAACUGGGAGACCACCACCGUUUUGGUUCUUCUGCCUUCUCUCGCUCGUUCCAGUCCAUGCCGUCGAGCUCCUUCGCCGGAAGCGCUCCAUCAUACUCCCCCGCCCGAUCCCACUUCCGCCAGUCCAGCAUAGACACUCGGCCCUCAACCGCUGGUACCGGUGUCCUGGAUGACGACGAGGCCGGUCUAGCAGCCGCCAUCGAACUAUGCAACUUUGGCACCCCACGGACCGGUGCCAACGCCAUGUCCUCUGACGUCCCUCCGGUGCCUCCACUGCCAGCUCGCUACCUGAGCCAGAGCAUGAAUAACAGCUCCCACGCUGGCGGCGGCGCACACAACACCGCGCGAAGCUUCGACGUUCGAAGCACAACCUCUAAAGACGCGUCCUCCACGCCCACCAUGUUCAAUCCCUUCCUUAUCAACCCCCCGCUCUCAUACAAGAUCUCAGACGAACGGGACGUAAAAAUGGGCGAUGUCAAACCGAUCCACGAAGAAGACGACAAUUUCGAUCGAGAUUCUGUCGUUCCCAUGGAUGAAGAUGAUGACGGGGUCUUUGGCAAGAUGGAGGAAUGA